AUGCCCAUACAAAAAGUGGAAGAGAAUAUCUGUAAUGCCGUAGGUACUGAGGAAUCCGUUUCUGCCCAUCCCAUCGUUCUAGUCAAGCUCAAAUCUGAAGGGAGAGAAGUCCUCACUUAUGCCAUGCUCAAUGCCUGUAGUACCAGAUUGUUUGUUCUCAGUGAUAUCACAGCCAUGCUAAAGGUGAAUGGUAUGGAGACGCGGCUGAUGGUGAAGACCAUCGACAGUGCGAAGUUGCACAACUCCAAAGUCUUGAAUGGAUUGGUCGUGACUGAUUUAAAUGGUGAUCAUCCUGUGCAGUUACUGAAGACAUUCACUAAAGAGCACCUUUCUAUGCCCAAAAACAUCCUUACACAUGACCUUGCCCAUUGA
Pocillopora meandrina is the source of this 372-nucleotide messenger RNA. NCBI's taxonomy places the organism in Eukaryota, Metazoa, Cnidaria, Anthozoa, Scleractinia, Pocilloporidae. The record is from the annotation of a GenBank genome assembly.